Messenger RNA from Populus trichocarpa (black cottonwood), 4201 nucleotides. RefSeq names its product DNA-directed RNA polymerase III subunit 2. The transcript is spliced from 38 exons. Bases 147 to 3599 code for a protein of 1150 amino acids. The record is from RefSeq and is a predicted model, not a curated record. Lineage: Eukaryota; Viridiplantae; Streptophyta; Magnoliopsida; Malpighiales; Salicaceae. Gene Ontology annotation, biological process: DNA-templated transcription. Gene Ontology annotation, molecular function: ribonucleoside binding; DNA binding; DNA-directed RNA polymerase activity. Gene Ontology annotation, cellular component: RNA polymerase III complex.
ACGCAAUCCGCUGGUGUACAAAAGUCAGGGUUUAAGACGAAUUAAAGCAUAAACCCCUCUUCACCACCGGGAGAGUCUAUCAGAGAUCAUCAUCAUCAAGCCGUUCUGCUCAGACCAAACCCUCUCUCAUAAAAAAAAACCCACUAAUGGUUGUCGUGCAAGCCGAUUCUCUGUCUGAGGAGAACGUUGUUGACCAUUUAAUUGACAAGCAAAAGCAUGCCGCUGCACCAGUAAAAUCCGCCGUCGACAAAUUCCAGCUUCUCCCUGAAUUUUUAAAGGGGAGAGGGUUAGUGAAGCAGCACUUAGAUUCGUUUAAUUAUUUUAUAAAUAUUGGAAUCAAGAAGAUUGUGCGUGCCAAUGAUCGGAUUGUGUCCACAGUUGAUCCUAGUCUUUAUCUGAGGUUUACAGAUGUUAAGAUUGGAAAGCCUUCUAUGGUGGUCGAUGCUAUUAGUGAACAAAUUACUCCUCAUAUGUGUCGCUUAUCUGACACGACGUAUGCUGCACCGAUAUUGGUUAAUAUAGAGUAUAUUUCAGGAAGCCAUGGUCGGAAGGAGAAGAUGAUAAAGAAUGAUGUUGUCAUUGGAAGAAUGCCCAUAAUGUUACGAAGUUGUUGCUGUGUGUUGUAUGGAAAAAAUGAAGCUGAACUUGCGAGACUUGGUGAGUGCCCCCUUGACCCUGGAGGAUAUUUUGUUGUCAAAGGAACUGAGAAGGUGAUUUUAAUACAAGAGCAACUUUCAAAGAACAGAAUCAUUAUUGAUAAUGACAAGAAAGGGAACAUAAAUGCAUCUGUUACAAGUAGCACCGAGGCAACAAAAAGCAAAACAGUCAUUCUGAUGGAAAAGGAGAAGAUGUAUUUAUGUCUCAACCAGUUUGCAAAAAAGAUUCCUAUAAUGGUGGUAAUGAAGGCUAUGGGGAUGGAGAGCGACCAAGAGGUGGUACAGAUGGUAGGAAGAGAUCCUCGAUAUAGCGCGUUGCUUUUGCCCUCUAUUGAGGAAUGUGCAAGUCAUGGUGUUUACACACAGCAACAAGCCUUGGAAUAUCUUGAAGCAAUGGUGAAGAGGUCUACAUACUCUAGUUCAUCGACUGAAAAGGAAAAUAGAGCUUUGGCCAUUCUUCGAGAUGUAUUUAUUGCUAAUGUUCCGGUGCGCAAGAAUAAUUUCCGCCCAAAAUGUAUAUAUGUAGCGGUAAUGUUGAGAAGGAUGAUGGAGGCUUUAUUAAACAAGGAUGCAAUGGAUGACAAGGAUUAUGUGGGUAACAAGCGAUUGGAGCUAUCAGGCCAAUUGAUUUCUCUGCUUUUUGAGGAUUUGUUUAAGACGAUGAUAACUGAGGUCCAGAAAACAGCAGACACUCUGCUAGUAAAACAAAACCGAUCUAGCCGGUUUGACUUUUCUCAAUAUAUAGUUAGAGAUAGUAUUACCAAUGGGCUUGAAAGAGCACUCUCUACUGGAAACUGGGAUGUCAAACGGUUUAGGAUGAACAGGAAAGGCGUGACACAGGUAUUAGUCAGGUUAUCCUAUAUGGCAUCGUUGGGCCACAUGACCAGAAUUUCACCACAAUUUGAGAAGUCCAGGAAAGUAAGUGGACCCAGGGCAUUGCAACCUAGUCAGUGGGGUAUGCUUUGCCCUUGUGAUACUCCAGAAGGAGAAGCUUGUGGACUUGUGAAGAACUUGGCCUUAAUGACUCAUGUUACAACUGAUGAAGAAGAGAGCCCAUUAAUCUCUCUGUGCAAGUGUUUGGGUGUAGAAGACUUGGAACUUCUCUCUGGAGAAGAGCUUCACACGCCAAACUCUUUUCUGGUUAUAUUUAAUGGACUUAUUCUUGGGAAGCACAGAAGGCCACAGCAAUUUGCAAAUGCCAUGAGAAAGUUGCGAAGAGCUGGCAAAAUUGGCGAGUUUGUAAGUGUCUUUGUGAAUGAGAAGCAGCGUGCUGUGUACAUUGCUUCUGAUGGAGGUCGAGUUUGUCGUCCGCUGGUUAUUGCAGACAAAGGUGUAUCAAGGAUUAAAGAACAUCAUAUGAGAGAGUUAAUGGAUGGAGCCCGCACUUUUGAUGACUUCUUACAUGAGGGAUUGAUUGAGUAUCUUGAUGUCAAUGAAGAGAACAAUGCUUUGAUUGCUUUGUAUGAAUGGGAGGCCACUCCUGAGACAACCCAUAUUGAGAUAGAGCCUUUCACGAUAUUAGGUGUUGUUGCUGGGUUAAUUCCUUAUCCUCAUCAUAAUCAGUCACCAAGAAAUACAUAUCAGUGCGCUAUGGGGAAGCAAGCUAUGGGAAACAUUGCAUACAACCAGGCAAGCCGUAUGGACUCGUUACUUUACCUAUUGGUGUAUCCUCAACGGCCUUUAUUGACAACAAGAACAAUUGAACUGGUUGGAUAUGAUAAGCUUGGGGCUGGUCAGAAUGCAACAGUUGCAGUUAUGAGUUAUAGUGGCUAUGACAUAGAGGAUGCAAUAGUCAUGAACAAGGCCUCUCUAGAUCGUGGUUUUGGUCGAUGUAUUGUUUUGAAGAAAUACACUUGCACCAAUCAAAAGUAUGAGAAUGGUGCAUCAGACAGAAUCUUAAGGCCACGAAAAAAUGAAGAAAGAGAGAGGGUGUUGGAUGAUGAUGGACUUGCUGCUCCUGGGGAAAUUAUUAGGCAUGGUGAUAUCUAUAUAAAUAAGGAGUCCCCAAUUGAAACAAGGGGGCCUUUAAAGUCUGCAGCAGCUUUAGCAGAUGUAAAAUAUCGGCCUUGUGCCCAAAUAUUCAAAGGUACUGAAGGGGAGUCAUGUGUAGUUGAUAGAGUUGCUCUUUGCUCUGAUAAAAACAACAAUCUAUGUAUCAAAUAUAAAAUCCGCCAUACUCGUAGACCAGAGGUUGGUGACAAAUUUAGUAGCAGACAUGGGCAAAAAGGUGUUUGUGGAACAAUCAUUCAACAAGAAGAUUUCCCAUUUUCUGAACGUGGUAUUUGCCCUGAUUUGAUCAUGAACCCGCAUGGGUUUCCCAGUCGAAUGACUGUUGGGAAGAUGAUAGAGCUUCUUGGGGGUAAAGCUGGAGUUUCAUGUGGUAGAUUUCAUUAUGGUAGUGCAUUUGGAGAACCAAGUGGUCAUGCAGACAGGGUUGAAGCUAUAAGUGAAACACUUGUUAAGCAUGGCUUUAGCUACAAUGGCAAGGACUUCAUUUAUUCAGGUAUCACAGGUUGUCCUCUGCAGGCGUAUAUUUUCAUGGGGCCAAUUUACUACCAGAAGUUAAAACAUAUGGUCUUAGAUAAAAUGCAUGCUCGAGGUAGUGGACCACGCGUCAUGCUAACCAGACAGCCUACUGAUGGGAGAGCUCGAAAUGGAGGUCUUCGAGUGGGAGAAAUGGAAAAGGAUUGUUUGGUUGCAUAUGGCACUAGCAUGUUGCUUUAUGAGCGCCUAAUGGUUUCCAGUGAUCAAUUUGAAGCUCAGGUUUGCAGAGCUUGUGGUUUAUUAGGCUAUUACAAUCAGAAGCUGAAAGCUGCAAUGUGUACCACGUGUAAAAAUGGGGAUAAAGUUUCUACUAUGAAACUACCGUAUGCUUGCAAGCUCUUGAUUCAGGAACUUCAGUCAAUGAAUAUUGUUCCUCGCCUAAAACUGGCCGAAGCAUGAUCUGAUGGCUAAUCUUACAGUUACCUCGAAUGUGAACUUAAAGAGACGGAUCAAGCUCAUGAAUUUCGUGGUCCAACAUUUGUUACUAAGUAGUUAGACAAGAGGUCUGUCAAUGCAAAAAGUCUGAUGACAAACAUGUCCUCACACGUCAUCCUUGCUUCAUCUGAAGGUGGAGCUGUGGGACGCUUUCUUCACAGGUCCCUGGAUGACGCAAAUGACCUACCUGUUCAUCUGUAAGGGUUGCUCUCCUUCAAGCAUUCUCAGGUACUCCGAAUAUCUGGCACCUAAAUCAGUCAAAUACUGGGUGGGUAAACUUCCUUUUCUAAUACCCUACCCCACGGAAAGUCAAAUCCCCACUGCCUCCUUUAAAGAGACGUCUGAACUAUUAGACAAAGGGUGUGCCCGAACAUUAGUGUGUGAUAAUACCAUAUAUAAAAUGGGUAUUUGAAGGUUUAGCAGUCCAUUAGUCUACUCAUGAAUCUUGGGAUCCGCCUGGAAUAUGUAGAAGCCGAGGAAUGGAUCCUAGAUUAUAAACAUUGUGAGUUGAAUACACAAGACACUUGAAAGUGAAUAAAACGUAUUUUAUAGGAACAAAAGUUAAA